This is a messenger RNA of Durusdinium trenchii, 1516 nucleotides long. Lineage: Eukaryota; Dinophyceae; Suessiales; Symbiodiniaceae. The record is from the annotation of a GenBank genome assembly.
CAAGAGUUGGAUCAAAUCAAUUUCAAAAGUUUCCAUCCCGAAGGAGGAGACGCCCGGUGAAAAAGAAGGACUGAAAUAUGAGGAGGUUCAAGAGGGUGACCUCGAGCCCAAUGAGGAUGAGGAGGUCCUAACUCCAACUUCUGACAUGAAUCAGUUCCGGAUUCAUAAGGGCCGAAAGAGGAUCCUUUCCAUCAUCCUGCCUGAACGGUCGGAACGUCGCCAGUCCAUGGCGGCGGACCUGCAAAACCGACAGAGCCAGGGCAGCGGCAAAUCUCGCAAGAGUGGGGUCAGUGGCCGUGACAGCAGGGUUAGCCGUCGCUCCGCGAGAGUCUCACGCACGUCUCGCGCGACACGGUUGACCGUGGGAAGCAGCCACACGGCUGGCACACAACGCACGCACAAAACCCUUGGCUCAGGGCAGACCGGGCUUUCCGCACGAACAGGCCGCACAGGGAUGACAGCUGGGACCAUGAGAUCGCAAUUGACAUCCCUUGCAGAGACUGGGGCAAACUUUGAGCACCACUUCAUGGUGAACAGUAGCUUGGGCCCACGCAUCGUGACUCGUGUGGGUGAGUUCGAUCAGAAGAUGGACGAAGUGCCAGAGGAGCCGGAGCCCAUUGAGGACGUUCCGCUACCGGUCCCUCAAGGCAAACUUUCCGCGGAUUUGAGGAUUCCAAUGCUGCUGAUCUCUUUUUGUGUAGUGUGCAACAGUUAUUGCUACUCCAAUGAGUUUGGCUCUUUUGCCAUCCUCUUGAGAGAGUACUAUGGCGUGAGCUCGGCCACUAUGUGCGCUUUGGGGCAAACAGGUGGCGAUUUCUUGGCAGCAAUUGUGAUGCAAGUGGCGGCUUUAAGUGCCUUUGCCGAAGACCCUCACUCUCGACCUGGGGACUCAGGUUCAGAGGUCCCAUGCUUGGAUGCGGUAGCCAGAUGUUGGGCCAGGAUCGCAUUCCCUCCCUACAACCUUUGUUGGGUCCUUCUUAUAUGGAUCGGCCUCAACAUGAUGAUGAUUAGCUCGAUGCUACCCUUGGCGAUCUGUGGGCAAGUGAUGAUGAGCAGCUCUUAUUGCUUAGCCUCUAAAUGGGCUGCUGAGCUCUGUCAUUUUUACUCCAUGGACGACGAUCUCCUGUUUAUGAACAUGCAGAUCCGCAUUGGCCAAGCUCAAUCCUUGGCAGCGGCAUUAUCCAGCUUCUUAGCUACUUUGCUUUUUGAGCAAGUUCACCCCACUACGUCCUACAUCGUCAGCGGAUCGCUAGCUGGCGUCGUACUCCUGAUCUACACUGCGGGCUUUUGUGGGCGGGUUGGCUGCCAGCAUGCCCACUUGGCGGAAGAGGAGCGAGAGGCUUAGGCCUCCUCAGCUUCCGAGUCAGACUGGAGCGGGUUGAAUGCGCCAGUGGUCUGCCAAAGACUGGUCGGACAAGACCUGGCACUUAAUAAUGUGAGCCUUUUGCCCAAUGGCAGACGGAGAUUUCGAAAGAACACUCAAGGAAUCUAGGGAGUCGGUGAUUCUCAAGCAAAC